Messenger RNA from Symbiodinium necroappetens, 1479 nucleotides. The record is from the annotation of a GenBank genome assembly. NCBI's taxonomy places the organism in Eukaryota, Dinophyceae, Suessiales, Symbiodiniaceae.
AUGUGGCUCGAGCGAGGGCUUAGCGAACACACGCUGGCCGCAUAUCGUCGUGACCUGCAGAAUGUUCAGAACUGGCUGCUGCUGCGGGAGCGAGAUCUGCUCACUGCACGCGCUUCUGAUCUUAUGGAGUAUAUGGCGCAUCGCUUUUCGGAAGGCAUUGCCAGUCGCAGUGCGGCUCGCAACUUAAGCGCUCUAAGAGGCUUUUAUCGUCACCAGCUCUUAAAAGAGGCGCUGGCUGAGGAUCCAACCGCUCUGCUGGCGCAUCCGAAAACCGGUCGGGCUUUACCGCUGGUGAUUUCAGCAGCCCAGGUGGAGGCGCUGCUGGCAGCGCCAGAUGUCGGCACGGCCCUGGGCCUGCGGGACAGAACCAUGCUCGAAGUGCUCUAUGCGACCGGUUUGCGGAUCUCUGAAUUAAUUACGCUGCAACUCACCAGCAUUAACCAGCGCCAGGGAGUCGUUCGAGUCACCGGCAAAGGUGGUAAAGAACGUCUUGUGCCGAUGGGAGAGACAAGCCUGCAGUGGUUAGGCAGAUACCUGCAGGAUGGGCGCAGUGAACUGUUGGGAGAAGCCGGAAGUGUGCUGUUCCCGAGUCGUCGAGGCCAGCAGAUGACCCGGCAAACCUUCUGGCAUGCAAUUAAGCGUUAUGCGCUGAUUGCGGGGAUUCCCAGCACAGUAUCGCCGCAUACAUUACGCCAUGCUUUUGCAACGCAUCUAGUGGAUAAUGGCGCCGAUUUGCGUGCGGUACAGAUGAUGUUGGGCCACAGUGAUUUAUCAACAACCCAGAUCUACACGCAUAUAGCCCAGCAGCGACUGCAGAACCUUGUACGCAGCGAAAAACUCAUGGCGAAACUUGCGCUGUUACUGCCUGACCUGCCAAUCGAGGCUGUUGUCGCUACGCCCAAAGCGGGCUUCUAUGCGGUUGAACUUGAAGGUGGGCAGACGCUCUACGGUAGUGCUGACGCCGAGUAUCUGUUUUCUGGGGACAUGUAUCGUCUGACCUCGGAAGUUGAAAACCUUGCUGAAACCCGUCGUAUGACCAAGCGGCGCGCGUUGCUGGCUGCGGAACCACUGGAGAAUAUGGUGGUGUUCAGCCCCGCAGGUGAAACAAAAUCUUUUAUCAGUGUUUUCACGGAUGUUGACUGUGGCUACUGUCGCAAACUGCAUCAGGAAAUUGCGGAAAUUAACGCCCUGGGUAUCGAAGUCAGAUACCUGGGUUAUCCUCGAGGUGGAUUGGGUACACCCACCCACGCAAAAAUAGUGUCUGCCUGGUGUGCUGAUGAUCCCACCGAAGCGCUGACCGCUUUGAAGUCCGGCCUGAAUAUCGACAUGAAAGAUUGUGACAACCCAAUUGCUGAGCAGUAUGAGCUGGGUCGCAAAGUGGGGGUGACCGGCACGCCGGCGAUUGUCACCGCUGACGGUCGUUUACUGCCUGGAUACAUGCCCGCUGCCGCCCUGGCAGAAGCCAUUGGUCUGAAUUAG